This is a messenger RNA of Rhipicephalus microplus (southern cattle tick), 2103 nucleotides long. RefSeq lists its product as uncharacterized. Lineage: Eukaryota; Metazoa; Arthropoda; Arachnida; Ixodida; Ixodidae. The record is from RefSeq and is a predicted model, not a curated record.
CCAGUGUUUCUUUGAGCGAGAAAAGCAUCUGUUGCAAGCGGUCCCAAUCCAUUUUGUGAACCUGUGCCAUUAUGGAGGCCCUGUGUCGUCAAGCCGUGGACGAAACCGCAGAUUCCACAUCCCCCCGUACACCAAAGGCUGGUGAAAAAAACAACCUUCCAACGCUACUAAGCCCACCAACACAGCCUAGCGGUGAGCUAUUGCUCGGAAACUCCACCCACGUCGAAGCACAGAAUGAGGGUGUCCUGCCAAGGGAACCUGGUCAAACUUCAUCUCAUCGUGAUUCCUCGGGGACGCUGACACAAGCAACCCACUCGUCCUUUGUGGAUAGCACGAGUCUCGAAAGAGUGAACGCUGCCACAACGGUUUCUCUCUACCGAGGCAACGUCCGGGCCAUUUUGGAACAUAUGUGUGGAGCUGUUUUGGGCCUGGGUUUGGUGACAGACGAGUGUCUUCAUGCCAUCAUCCGGCGCAUUUUUCGCUGCAUAAUAACCCAGCUGGCUGAAUCGUUGGCUGAAGCUGGAUCAGUCGGUAGGGAGCGUCUCCCACUGGCGGAAGCAUCCCAGUCACCCCCAAAUGUGGUUGCGAACCUGCAAAGCACUCGGGUAACCAUCGCUUCAAUACGGACUGAUGAAGGUCAUUGUUCAACCACUGCUGAACAAGCUGGGCUUUCCUCAAGUAGAGCCACUCAUUCACCUUUCCAUGCAACAAAGGACGAUGAAAUAGGAUCGGUAAUGCGAGUUGGUUGCCUCUUGGAAGCACUAAGUGAUCGGCUUGCUGGACAGCUGGAGCAAGAAGUGGGGCCCUCCGAGAUCAUUGCAAGCUCACCCGCAGGCGCCACAGUCGAGACCUUGGUGCGCUUCACUGCAUUACACCCUCGGAGCACAAGGCAUCGUGGUGCUGCACCAAUACAAGUGAACACUCUCGAAGACACCGACAUGAUGCUGCUAGAGAACUGCGGCGUCAGCUUCACGAUUGACGAGCCAGACGCCAUCGCACCGCCUUCUGGUGCCCCAGAACACUCAAUUCACGUAGCUGCAUGGGAGGCGCUUAUGGGAGCAGCGUUGACCGUGCACCAUUGCCUCUAUUCCUUGGCGCUGCAUAUUUUUGCUCACGACUCCUUCCAUGGGUACUUCUACGAGGAAUUCGGUUUCAUUGAUGGAAUCGCGAUGAUCACUGUUCAAGUGCCUGUGAUGGAAGACCCCUGCAAUGAGUUCAUGCUGCCCUGCCUGCAGUACUUGCUUCGAAUGAACAAUUCUGAAUAUCUACCAUCCAAUGAGAGGUUCACCACGAUGCUCGCGCACGCAGCUCUUCCAGAAUUCAAUGAUAGCAGGUUUAUCCGCAUAUUGGAAGCAGCAAUGGACAUGCCAUUUCUACAGGAGAUUGAAAUAUUCUUCGGCCACAGUGGGGCAGCAAUGCCGCUUGUACACAAGGAAUGGUCGCUACAGCUGAUACGCCACGCCCCUUCCCAACUGCGUAGGUUGACUUACGAAGUUGACAGAAGCUUAGCUGAGUGCCUGGAAUGCGAUUGUGACAAUUCUUCCACUGUGCAGAAAUCAGUAGUUAUCAACAAGGGUGUACCACUUCCUAUGCUACUCGCACACCGGGAACUCACGGGUUGUGCGACAAACCAGGCGCGGUACCAAAUUACGGUUACGCCCCAGACGUCGCAGCACAAUACGUAUAUCAGCGUUCAAGCAACGGUGCGCAUGCCCCCAAACAAUUAGCCACGAUUACUUCCCUUAAAACUUCAUGAAGUUUUCUUUGUGUUCACCUAACAUAAAUUGCAUUUUUCUUAAUUCUUGGCAUUGUGGAUGACAAAAUCCGUAAAGAAGAAUUAUCUGCUCGAGCAGAUGUUCCGACAAGUAGACUUGCCCUCUUCAAGGCUAGAGAUGCAUCAACUUUAUCUAUAAAGAGCACAAGUAUACUUCUCGAGACAUCGGCUCGAGCACACCCAGCCCCUGUUUACCCAUUUUGCACCGCAAGCUUCCAAUUGCCCUUCGCAUUUUCUGGGAGUUGUAGGUGAUUGCUAACUCUAUCAUGGACCUUUGUGAUAAGCGUAUUUGAAAUCCGAAGAAAUAAAAACCGCUUCCACAUCAAUAA